AUGAACGGAUGUUCCGAAACGUUCCCCAGCAAGCAAGGCCUAAUGAACCACGCCCGCAACCACCGACGGAUAGACGCCCUAGAGGCUGCGGCUGUCCCACUCCCGGCCCCGUUGACUCGGCAAAGAUUGCGAGCCGGUCAGAAUACGCGACCGGUGCGUGGGGGCGAUGCCCGUGUUCCAUUGGGAGACGUGCCAAGGAUACUGGUCGGUAAAAGACCACCAGACACAGGCGGCACGGUCUCGCCAACGAGCAUUGCGGCAGGAGGUGUGCCAAGGAUACCGGCUGGUAUCAUACCGCCGGACACAGGCGGCUCACCCCUGUCCGCCGCAGCUGAUGUGUUGUCUUCCGUCCCGGGCACCGGGACAAGUAGUGUGCCUAGGAUACCGGCUGGUAACAGACCAGACCCGGACACAGGCGGCCCACCCUUGUCCCCCCUUCCCACCAUGAUGCCCACCGCUAUGAGACCCGCGACGCCGAGGAGGCCGCGCGGGACCGGGGACAGGCUGUCUCUCCCGUUGCCACCUACCUCGCCAGUGCGCCGUGAGUCUCCGAGGAACGAGGCCUACAACAUUGUUGUGGCCAGUCCGGAACUAUGGCGGCCACGCGUUCCUUCACCGGCCGCCAGCAGUAGUUCCGCCUCGAGUGGUGUGGAUGACGGGAAUGACGAUUUGGUGGACACCCCUUUGCCCGACAACCUAGACGGCCCUGAAGUCCUCGUCGACGAAGCGCUCAUUCUGCAACCUGAUGACACAACACCCCUACACGCUUUCCGGGAACGUUUUACGGACCUCAAUAAACAGCCGUGUUCGGAAGCGGGGUGGUCGAGGUUUGUUGAGCUCGUCGACGAGAUGACGGCUGAGGCGGCCGUCAUAGCCAAACUACCCGCCAGGCCGGAAGGCCGUAAUUCCGGUAGGGGGACUGCGAUCGAUCCGAACGAUGCCAAGGAGAUCCAGUCCCUAUACAAACGCAACAGGCGGCGGGCGGUUAGGGUCAUUUUGUCGGGUGAAGGGCAGUCUUGUGAAGUUGCGGUACCAGAGGUCGAGAAGCACUUCACAAGAACAUGGGCACCGUCCACAUGCGACACCAGUAUUUUCCAGCGGGUGGACGGCAGAGACCCAGUGCCGAUGGGCCCGUUCCAGUGCGCCGAUGUUGCCAAGCGUCUCGGUAAAUUCGAGAACACGGCGCCUGGAGACGACGGGCUCACGUACCGGCACUGGAAGCGUCUCGAUCCGGAGUGCACAGUAUUGACGGAGAUUGUCAAUGCAUGCCUCCGGUACAAGAGAGUACCACUCGUUUGGAAACGAGCUGUGACGGUGCUCAUCUAUAAGAAAGGGGCGCGAGAGGACCUGGGCAACUGGCGGCCCAUCUCGCUUAGCAGAACACUGUACAAGCUGUACGUGGGGUGUGUCGCCAAUAGACUGACAGAAUGGCUGCUCACAAACAAGGUCCUCAACCCUUGCCAGAAAGGCUUCCUGCCGGCGGACGGCGCGUUUGAGCACGUCCACACCUUGAAUCGGGUCCUCGAGAAGGCCAGGACCCACGCAGCGGACAAGUGCGUGGCCUGGCUGGACGUGUCAAACGCGUUUGGGGCGAUUCCGCACCCGGCACUAGAGGCCGCGAUUGAGGCGAGUGGAGCCGGUCAGGAGUUCCUUCACGCCAUCCGAGACAUAUACACCGGUGCCACAUCGACGGUAAGCGUGGCUGGAGGAAUGACCGGCAACAUCCCGGUGCUGUCCGGCAUCAAGCAAGGGUGCCCACUGAGCGGCCUAUUGUUCAUUAUGGCCAUCGACCCGGUGGUAACGCUGCUACAAGGCGCGUCUGCCGACCACCGGGUACUUGCCUUUGCCGAUGACCUUUGCCUGAUUUCCGACAGCCCGGAGGAGCUCCAGUUGUCCAUCGAUGCGGCACACAUAAGCCUGGGCAUGCUGGGGCUCAGUCUCAACGCGGCCAAGUGCGCGUCGCUCCACUUAUCGGGGCGCCGGCCGGUGGGCGUCCGGGACACUCGAUUUAACCUCAAUGGCUCCCCGCUUCGCCCGCUCGCCGAGGGUGAAGCCGCGACAUUUUUGGGUGCCCAGGUCGGGUUCAAUGUCGUACCACCGCUGUCUACCCUCGCUGAGAUAAUCGAUAUUGGCCUGCGCAUAGCGAGGAGCAAGCUAGCCCCGUGGCAAAGGAUGGACGCGCUGAAAACAUUUUUUUAUCCAUCGACCGUCCACCUACAGCGUUUAGGGACUUUCCCGAAGACGGAUUGGGCUAAGGUAGACAACAUUUUAAGGCCGGAGAUCAAGGCGACUCUGUAUCUACCCCAGGAGGCGUCGGGCGAAUAUAUCUAUGGGUCCACCAAGCGAGGGUGCUGUGGUGUCAGGCUGCUUGCGGAGGACGCCGACAUCGCCGCAGUGGACAGCGCCUUCAAGCUGAUCACCUCCCCGGAUCAACGAGUGGCAGCGGACGCGGCUGACCAUGUCGAGGAGGUCGCCAUACGGAGAAUUCAGAAGGAUCCGUCUGUCCAGGAGGUCGCGUCGUACCUGUCCGGGGAGGAUGAAGGCGUGUUCCGUGCGGCGAGGGGCACAGGGGUUAGUAGUGUAUGGUCGAGGGCGCGGAACGCCUCUAAGCGACUUAGUAUCGGUUGGUCGUUGGGAGGCGCCCCCUCGAUCACACAUGAAGGUACGGUAAUGGUAAGUAAGCAUAGGAGGGCGGUCAUGAGGACCAUAAGAAACACACUCCGGCUCAAACGAAGCGAUGCCCUGAUCGCAAAACCUGAUCAGGGCAGAGCUGUUGAGUGUGUUGCCGCCCAUCCUGCUUCUUUCCACUUCUUGGCUGAUGGCGAUUUCACGAGGUUCGCCGAUUGGCGCUUUGUCCAUCGGGCGAGAUUGAACCUCGUGCCGUUGAAUGGCUCCUCGUCAUGGAGAGCCGGUGACCGCAGGUGUAGACGAUGUAGGUACAAUACAGAAAGCCUAUCCCACGUCGUCGACCACUGCAUGCGGUACACCGCGCUCUACAUGGCGAGACAUAACGCCAUAGUCGCCAGAGUUAAGAAGGCGGCGUCCACGAAGUUUGAGGUUCUCUCCGAGAAUCAGGUCCUGGGCAACCAGGGCCUGAGACCGGAUUUAGUUCUGAAGAAGGGCCCAAACAUUUACAUUGUGGACGUCACCGUACCAUUUGAUAACCGCCUCGAGGCCUUCAAAGUAGCAGCAACCGAGAAGAAGGUAAAGUACGAGCGGUUGAGGACCGAGAUGGCAGACCGGUAUGGGUGUUCGGCGUCAGUGGUCCCGAUAAUUGUGGGUGCCCUUGGAUCAUGGGACCCAGGAAAUGAUCCGUUUAUGCGGAUUUUGUGCAGCAGGUCGUAUGCGUCGCUAAUGAGAAAACUAUGUGUCAGUGACACUAUCGCUGCUAGUCGCGACAUCUACAUUGAGCACCUGUCUGGGGUCCGACAGGUGAGGGGUUGA
Molecule: messenger RNA, 3444 nt
Organism: Aphis gossypii (cotton aphid)
Lineage: Eukaryota; Metazoa; Arthropoda; Insecta; Hemiptera; Aphididae
Exons: 1
Coding region: 1-3444 (1147 amino acids)
Source: RefSeq, a predicted model, not a curated record